GCACAAGCAACUUUGCAAGGUAGACUACGGUGCGCGAUUUAUCCUGACGCUCGAAAGCCAGCCACUAUGGAAGAUGAAAAUUCUGUGGGCUACGGUGGCGCUCCCCAUGCCUGUGCUUCGUGCAAGAAGAAUAAGCGACGCUGUGAUAAGAACUUACCCAGUUGCAGCUUGUGUCUGAAGACAGGUAGAUUCUGUAACUACUUGGGUUCCCCGCCACCCAGUCAUAUAGACGAGAUCAGCAACUUGCAACGCCGAGUUCGUGAAUUGGAGGAGCAUAUCCUGCAUCGGUCGACGGAGACACCAUGCACAGUUCCUAUAGCGGGUCGGUUGAGUUGCCAGAACUCGUCUCUGGCCCAUCUGCCGCAGUCGCUGCUGCAUGUGCAAGCUUCAUACCUGGAUUCGGACAUAUUGUCCGCCUGGAAUCCGCCGGCGCAGAGUAUCCAUGAGCCGGCUCCAGAGGAGAUCGUGAAAGUGCUGGGGAGCCGGUCCGAUAUCGACCUUAUCAAGGCUCGCUAUUUUCAAUCCGUUCAUGUAUGGAUGCCGAUAAUUAGUAAAAUCCGAUUGGACCGGCUCACAGACCGAUCCCUGGGCACAAUCAGAGCGGAUAUCGCUCUGCUAUAUCUCUGUAUGAAACUUGUCCAGGAGGUGCCGCCGCCGCAACAGGAAGGGCAGUCAGAGCUCUACAUUAUCGCUAAGCAAUUCCUGAAUGAUCUGCAUAUGAAGGGACCUCUCACCCUACGGAUUGUUCAAGCCGGUCUGCUGCUCUCCAUCUAUGAACUAGGCCAUGCGAUAUUCCCCUCAGCCUUCAUGACGAUCGGUCACUGCGCGAGGGGCGGCAUUGCUAUGGGCUUGCACAACAGGUUAGCCCCCCAGCUAGCCGGUAAGCCCCGGAGCUGGGCAGAUUGGGAGGAGAGGCUGCGUGUAUGGUGGAUGAUUGUAAUUCUGGACCGGUAUGUGACGGUCGGCGCUGAUUAUCGGCCAUUAUGCACUGAAGACCCCAACAAAGACACCCUUCUCCCCGCCGACGACAGUGCCUGGGACAAUGGGGAAAUGGUACCCCCGGAACGCGUUUCUUUAUCUUCAGAACAAGGCACAGUCAGUCCCUUUGCCCGCUUAGCACAGGCAGCGAAUCUCCUCGGCCGCGUCAUUAGGCACUGCUCCGAAACAAAGCUGGAGCUUCACUUCGUGCUUGAUAAUUUUGAAACACUCGAUCAGACGAUUUUGUCUUUGACGGAGCUUUUAGCAGCCGAACAAUCAGCAGAGUCAAUGGAGACUUGUAUUGCAGCCACUAUUUGCUUCAGUGCGCUGUUCAAGCUCUAUAAUCACCAUUCAUGUGAUCUUUUCUACGAAGACAGCUCGUCUUUUCAGGUCAAUGCUAGUGCAGCCCCCCGCGUGCGUCAAUGCAUGCAGCGCAGUUUGGAUAUGAUAAGAGAGACCUGCCUGCGAGUGUUGUCAUUUGUACAGGAGUUUAGACCACGACUUACGCAUCCGACAAUGGAAAGAGUCUCGCCCUUGAUGCUCCAUUCCAUUUACAACUGUGCGACGAGUCUGUCGUGGUUAUUUGUAGAGACAAAUAACUCGCAAUAUCUUACGGGAAGACGUAUCUGUGAGGAUACACUACGUUCGUUGGGUCUGCGAUGGAAAGCAGCAGGUACAUACUUGGAACUGCUGCGAAUUGCUGACAUGGCCGAGAAUGAGAGCGGCUGACUGUUAGUUAUGAAGGUGGGUCCAGUAGGGGCACGCUGGUUGCAGUUGGUAGCUUCAACAGUGUGAGAUGAAUGAGUUCACUAUUGCUCAUCAGCCUGGAAAACGAAGGUUGGAAACACUCAUGAGGAGUACCAUCUUGAGUUUGAAGAAGAUGGAGGAUUUGUUUCCUGACCUCUAAUCUACAAUAGUCAAUUGUCUUCCUUUCGCCCUAGUCUUGACUAUUCUUACCACCAUGCCCUGGCGGAAAUGGGCUGCGUCUUGACACACUUCUUGUUGAACUGAAUACCACAUCCCUAAUUGGCUUAAAGCAAAGUGUAUUUAAUGAGAGUCCUGCGGGCUAAGGAGAACCAGCAAUGGCUUACCGC
This is a messenger RNA of Aspergillus novofumigatus IBT 16806, 2072 nucleotides long. Its product is annotated as transcription factor domain protein. Lineage: Eukaryota; Fungi; Ascomycota; Eurotiomycetes; Eurotiales; Aspergillaceae. The record is from RefSeq and is a predicted model, not a curated record. Gene Ontology annotation, biological process: regulation of DNA-templated transcription; DNA-templated transcription. The transcript is spliced from 6 exons. The coding region runs from base 67 to 1707 and encodes 546 amino acids. Gene Ontology annotation, molecular function: zinc ion binding; DNA-binding transcription factor activity, RNA polymerase II-specific; DNA binding. Gene Ontology annotation, cellular component: nucleus.